AUGGUGAAGUUCCUGAAGCUCGGCAAGGCGGUGAUCCUGCUGCAGGGCAGGUACACCGGGAAGAAGGCGGUGAUCAUGCGUGUGUUCGAGGAGGGCACCCGCGACUGCCCCUAUGGGCACUGCCUGGUCGCCGGCCUGGCCAAAUACCCAAAGAAGGUGAUCCACAAGGACUCGGCCAAGAAGACGGCCAAGAAGUCCCGCAUCAAGGUCUUCCUCAAGCUCGUCAACUUCACCCACAUCAUGCCCACCCGCUACACCCUCGACGUCGACCUCAAGGAGGUGGUCUCCGGCGCCCCCAACUCCCUCACCACCAAGGACAAGAAGCUCACCGCCGCCAAGUCCGCCAAGGCCAAGCUCGAGGAGAGGUUCAAGACCGGCAAGAACAUGUGGUUCUUCACCAAGCUCCGGCGGAUAAGUGAAGGUAUUACAAACUGGUCGACGGCGACGGAGGCUUUUGAAGGAGCACGAAAGUCUUGGUCGGGCGCGGAGAUCUUCGGCGGCGACGGAGUGCCUAGCAACAGCAAGGUGGUCGACGGCGGUGAGAUGGUCAAUGGCGGCGAGCAGCUCGGCCGUGGUAUGGAGCUUGACGGCGACAAAGAUCUGGGGGCGGCGCCAAAGCUUUCGGGCGACGGUAGGAGCUGCGGUCGGCGGCAAAGCCCUCGGAAGGCAGUAAGGUUUCCUCGCUAUGAUAAUGGGGAGGAGAUUGACAAGACUGGUAGGUGGAAAGCACCAGUGCUGUCCCCCCUACCUAUUUAA
Hordeum vulgare subsp. vulgare (domesticated barley) is the source of this 756-nucleotide messenger RNA. RefSeq names its product 60S ribosomal protein L27-3-like. The coding region runs from base 1 to 756 and encodes 251 amino acids. Gene Ontology annotation, cellular component: cytosolic large ribosomal subunit; ribosome. Gene Ontology annotation, biological process: translation. The record is from RefSeq and is a predicted model, not a curated record. Gene Ontology annotation, molecular function: structural constituent of ribosome. The transcript is spliced from 3 exons. Lineage: Eukaryota; Viridiplantae; Streptophyta; Magnoliopsida; Poales; Poaceae.